UCAUUUUAUUUAAUUUAGCAAAUAUAUUCACGCUAUUCAAACUGUAAUAUACCUAAUAAACAUUUUUCUUUCUUUAGCACAAACUGAAUAAAAAAAUUGAAUUGAGUUGAGCCCCGCUCAAAAAUUCAAAUGUAGGUGUCGCUAAAGUCAUAAAAACAAAACAAAAUUUGCCAAAUCUUAUCAUAAGCUAUUUAAACAUAUUAAUUAAGAAAAUAUGCAUUAAAUCAUCUUAAUUUAGUGUAAAAAUAAUAUUUGGCUCAAUGUUUUCAAAAUUGUGUAAUUUUAAACUUCAUGAUUGUGAGCGUUAUAAAAAUUUUGUCGACAAAUUCGUUAUGCGAUUGGAUGACAUAGUUCUAAGAUAUCAGAAGAAAAUCGGAUCUUAUGACAAACAACAAUGGGAGAAAACAUUAGAAGAGCAGAAGAUCAUUGAAAACGCAAUAAACUUCUCGCUACGAAGCACAAAAUUGAAAACAGAUUUGAUUGAUGUUGAUUUGGUUCGUGGAUCGACAUUUCCAAAAGCAAAGCCGAAACAGUCACUUCUGACUGUGCUUUAUCUUUCCAUUCUUCGAUUUUUCUUCUUACCACUUUUUGCACGAUGGUGGGUUCGAGAAACAUCUCCAAAAGUCUUUGUUCUUCUACUCUCACUUUACUUACUUCAAAUGCUCAAUUGGGCGAUUUAUUCGCUUCACAUUCGGGACAUAAAUGAUGAGCUGAAAGACGAUGGAAGUUCUGUAGUGCCAUUAUGUGAGCUUCUCAUUCCCAUGGGUCUGUCACUUCUCCUAUGCUUUGUUCAUUCACAAAUUGUCGCUACAUCUGCAACAUCAUCACGGACAAGCAAUAAACGUAGACAAAAAUUAAACAUAAAUCGAAUAAGUAACGACAAAAUUAGGAGAAAGAAAAAAGCUUUGAGAGUACGUCCCUCGAAUAAUUCAAUGGAUCUGAAAGGAUACGACACUGAUGAUGAGCAGACGACGAUUCAGAAUCCUCGAAUUAAAGUUAAACCCAACUUGAAAGUCAAAAUAGAUCAUGAAAGUCAUCGAAUUAGUUGUAUUAAGUUAGAUUUAAAUGAAACUGUUGGCUGUUCAUCAAAUGUUCCAGUAAUUCCUGACUCAUCAUCAACUGUAAGGAGACGAAACGUCAAUUGGGGUGAUUCACCGAUAAAAAGUUCUGUUAAUGCUCCAUCACGUCAUGGCGAUGGAAAACCACGAAAGCAGUUGACAAAUGAAAUUAACUCUGCUGGGGAUGAUGGGUUUGAGAGUUUAACUGGAAAGAGUUCAAGUGGUGAAGAUCGAAUGCUUCCAUUGUUGCAAACUGAUAGUGACACUGACACUUUACGGAACAGUGAACGAUCAACACCAGUGAAGACUGGAAAAAAGACUUUAAAGGAAUCUUCAGACACAGAUGAAGAGAAUGACGAUAUUGAAUCGUUAGCACCAGCAUCGCCGAGUCAUUUUGAGACGACAGACGGUGAAUAUAUUGGAGUGACAUCAAACAGUGAAUCGGAGUGUUCAGUUGAUCAUUCUGGUGAUGAUGAUAUGGAUGCUGUGUCACCAACGACAAUUUUGAAUCCAAACGACUCCAGUGAGAAAGUUUCCUGCACUUUAUGGACGAAACAUGAAGCGAAGAAAGCUGAAAUGAGCGUUCUUGAUAUUGCCAUGGCAAUCAUUCAACGUGUUGAUGUGAUUCCCGAAACUUGUGACUAUGUUUACAUUGGAUUUGCUUUGAGUUUGAUUUUGUCAUUGACACCAACAUAUUGUCGACUUUGUGACAUUGCACUUGAGUCAAACUCAACUGGCAUUCCGAAUAUCAUUUUUGAACUUCCACGAGUUAUGAUGGAAGAUUCGUCUUCCAUUUCUUUCACGACUUUUAUGCAUUUGGCUUUCGGGAAGAGCAGCUGGCAGAAGACUUUGUUAAUUAUCUCAACAUUACAACGUUUGAUUUUAGCGUGUUUGUUUUUCUUUCUUUUGGCUGUGGCUGAAAGAACUUUUAAGCAACGCUUUCUCUACGCUAAACUCUUCUCACAUUUGACAUCAACUCGAAGAGCACGGAAAUCGCUGAUUCCACAUUUUCGGCUGAACAAAGUUCGGAACAUUAAAGCUUGGUUGAGUGUUCGGUCAUAUUUGAAGCGUCUGGGACCGCAACGAUCAGUUGACGUUAUUGUUUCAGCUGCUUUCAUCACAACUCUUCUGCUCUUAGCGUUUCUCAGCUUGGAAUUCUUGAAAGAUUCCGAACACAUUCACAGUCAAAUUAAUCUUGAAGCUCUGAUGUGGUCGUGCGCACUUGGUGCUUUCCUUUUACGCUUCAUGACUCUUGGAACGAAGAUUAAUAAGAAAUACCGAUCAAUAUCUGUCUUAAUUACUGAACAAAUUAAUCUCUACGUUCAAAUAGAACAAAAACCACAGAAGAAAGAAGAGUUGAGUGUUUCGAACAGCGUGUUAAAACUUGCCAGUGAUCUUCUUAAAGAACUCGAUUCACCUUUUAAAAUUUCAGGGCUAAGUGCCAACUCAUAUCUUUACAACACUGUCAAAGUUGUUGUGCUUUCUGCACUUUCCGGUGUUCUCUCCGAAAUGCUUGGCUUCAAGUUGAAACUUCAUAAAAUCAAAAUUAAAUAAACUGUUAAAAUAUUUACUUAAAAAGUUUUAUUAGAAAUCGAAUUGAAUGUUUAAUUUGUUGCAAAAAAAAUGAAUUAAGAAAGUAUUGAAAGUGAAUAUAAAAGAAUUGAUGAAUACGCUUGAUAUUAGUCAGAAAAUUAA
Molecule: messenger RNA, 2753 nt
Organism: Clunio marinus
Lineage: Eukaryota; Metazoa; Arthropoda; Insecta; Diptera; Chironomidae
Source: the annotation of a GenBank genome assembly